AUGACCCAGGAAAACAACUCCACUUCCGCUCAUGUCAACUCUGGAUUAUUCAAUCACUGGAAUACACCUCUUCCUUACCUCUUUGCUGGCCUUGCUCUCAUGUUAGGGCUCAUUGCAUUUUCUCUUCUUAUUCUUGCCUGCUCUUACAGGAAUCCUACUACUACUACUACUACUCAAUCCUCAGGCAACAACGAUGAUGAUCAGGAAAAAUCAACGAGGGCCGCCGUGCUACGCCCUGAUGAACCGGAGCCCAGGAUAGUCGUAAUCAUGGCCGGAGAUGACAACCCCACUUACCUCGCCAAGCCGACCACUCAGUCUACUAGCCACUGUGAUCAACAAGUCUGA
Molecule: messenger RNA, 345 nt
Organism: Coffea arabica (coffee)
Lineage: Eukaryota; Viridiplantae; Streptophyta; Magnoliopsida; Gentianales; Rubiaceae
Product: protein GLUTAMINE DUMPER 2-like
Biological process (GO): regulation of amino acid export
Source: RefSeq, a predicted model, not a curated record